Phragmites australis (common reed) is the source of this 4009-nucleotide messenger RNA. RefSeq names its product protein SEMI-ROLLED LEAF 2-like. The transcript has 20 exons. The record is from RefSeq and is a predicted model, not a curated record. Lineage: Eukaryota; Viridiplantae; Streptophyta; Magnoliopsida; Poales; Poaceae. Bases 455 to 3631 code for a protein of 1058 amino acids.
CGCACGCAGAUGCUACCUAAAUAUGGAGAGCAUGACGCCGCGUACCGCCGAGGAGGAUGGCGGAGGUCGCGCCGGUCCUGGAGUCCCGGCCAGGCCGCACGCACGAACGGCGGGACGCCACCACCCCUCCCCUCCCCCAUCGCAACCACCCACCCAACCCGGGCCCCCACCACCCGCCUGUCACUGCGCCACCGAGGGCAAAGCCGCGUCGCGAAUAACCGUGGGGCGUGCGCGCGUGCGUGCCUCUCUCCCUCCCUCCCUUUCCCCGCGUCCCCAGCGUCGCGUCUCUCCCGCUCGGAGGCGGCAGGAAGGAGGCGGAGGACGGCCACCACCGGGGCCACCGCAGGCGUCCCGCAUUGCCCCGAACCGGUCCCGUCCGGCCCAGUUGCCGCGCCAGCUCGAUCCGACCGACCCACUCGCCGGCCGGCCGGCCCCUCGUAGUAAUUAGUAGAGGAUGGGUGUGAUAUCACGGAAGGUCCUGCCAGCGUGCGGGAGCCUGUGCUAUUUCUGCCCCGCGCUGAGGGCGCGGUCCAGGCAGCCCGUUAAGCGGUACAAGAAGAUCCUUGCUGAAAUCUUCCCCAAAACACAGGAUGAAGAGCCUAACGAGAGAAGGAUUGGGAAGUUGUGCGAGUAUGCUUCGAGAAACCCUCUUCGAGUGCCAAAGAUCACAGUUGCUUUGGAGCAACGGAUUUACAAGGAGUUAAGGACUGAGCAGUAUGGCUUUGCGAAAGUGGUGAUGUUAAUAUACCGCAGACUGUUGGUUUCUUGUAAAGAACAGAUGCCACUGUUCGCAAGUAGCUUAUUAAGCAUUGUACACACUCUUUUAGACCAAAAGAGGCAGGAUGACAUGCGCAUCAUAGGAUGUGAAACCUUGUUUGAUUUUGUUGUCAAUCAGGUUGAUGGUACAUAUCAGUUCAAUUUGGAAGGGCUGGUCCCAAGACUAUGUGAAAUAGCUCAAGAAGUAGGAGAGGAUGAGAGGGCAAAUGCCCUCCGUGCUGCAGCCCUGCAAGCCCUUUCAGCUAUGAUCUGGUUCAUGGGAGAGCUUUCUCACAUCUCGUCAGAGUUUGAUAAUGUUGUUCAAGUUGUACUGGAAAACUACAAACCUCAGAAGAAGCCAAAUGAUGAUCAACGUACCAAUGAUGCACACAACCAAUCGGCGCAAGAAGUCCAAAACACAGGGCAUCAUGCUUCCCCCUUUGUCAUCUCUACGGCCCCCUCUUGGGAGAGAAUAGUUAAUGCUAAGGGAGGAGUUAACCUGCCUCUGGAAGAUGCUAAGGAUCCUAAGUUUUGGUCCAGAGUCUCUGUGCACAAUAUGGCCAAGCUUUCUAGGGAGGCAACGACGUUCCGCCGCAUCUUGGAGUCUUUGUUUCGGUACUUUGGUAACAAUAGCUCAUGGUCAUCCCAAAAUGGACUUGCUCUGUGUGUCUUGUUGGACAUGCAAUUUUUAGUGGAAAGCUCAGGCCAAAACAUGCACUUAAUGCUAUCACUACUGAUUAAGCAUAUCGAGAACAAGGUCAUGUUGAAGCAGCCAGACAUGCAGCUUAGCAUUGUGGAGGUGGCAGCUACCCUUGCAGAACAAUCCAGUGCUCUGGCUUCAGCAGCAACUAUAGGUGCCAUAAGUGAUCUUGUCAGGCAUUUGAAAAGGACAUUCCAUAUUACUCUUGGCAGCAAAGAUCUGGAGUUAGUAAAAUGGAACGAAAAAUUCCGGAAGGCCAUAGAUGAAUGCCUAGUGCAGCUGUCAAAGAAGGUAUCUGAUGCUGGGCCAGUUCUUGACAUGAUGGCUGUGAUGCUAGAAAAUAUUGCGAGCACUCCUGUUGUAGCUAGAUCAACUGCAGCUGCUGUUUAUCGUACAGCUCAAAUAAUUGCUUCUGUACCAAAUUUUCAAUAUCAGAAUAAGGUGUUUCCUGAAGCUCUGUUUCAUCAGUUGCUGUUAACAAUGAUACACCCUGAUCAUGAAGCUCGUGUUGCUGCACACCGCAUAUUUGCUAUAGUCUUAGUGCCCUCUUCUGUUUCCCCCUUGAUUCAAGCCAGUCCCUCUGGCCAUCCUAAGAAACAUGACAUGCAGAGGACACUCUCUAGGGCUGUCUCUGUAUUUUCAUCUUCAGCUGCUAUCUUUGACAAGUUGAGAAAGGACAAGUACUCUGACAAUUCACAAGGAGAAAGCAAGGACAAUAGUUUGCAUAGCAUUGAUGAAGAGACCAGAAAUCCCAAGCGUCAAAACCUGCCUGUGUCUCAAAGCCGCCGCCGUAGUAUGAAAGUUCCUAACUUUUCCAUGAAAAGAGGCGCUUCAAUGGCCAUGAGAGCUCCUUCGGUAUCUAUCAGAGCUCCCUCAAUAUCUCUGAGAGCUCCUUCGAUGUCUUUGAGAGCACCUUCUAUGUCUUUAAAGGAAGACCAAAGUUCCACAAGCAAGUCAGAUGAGGAAACGGAAUCAGUGUUGGUGAAACUGAGCGGUCGUCAGAUCACACUUUUGUUGACAUCCAUUUGGGCUCAAGCGACAUCUCCUGAAAAUACUCCUGCAAACUAUGAAGCCAUUGCUCAUACUUACAGUUUGCUUCUGUUGUUUUCUGGAUCCAAGGCAUCAACUUUUGAGGCUCUUACUCAGAGUUUUCAGGUUGCAUUUUCUUUGAGGAGCUAUUCGCUCACUGAAGCAGAUUCGUUACCACCGUCUCGGCGCCGGUCCUUGUUUACUCUGUCCACAGCCAUGAUUAUUUUCUCUUCAAGAGCUUACAAUGUGUUCCCUCUUGUUCCAAUCUGUAGACAAAUGCUUAAUGACCGAGCGGCUGAUCCGUUCCUUCAUUUGGUGGAUGAGAGCAGACUUCAGGCUGUUAAAGAUUCCUCAGAUGAUCCAUCAAAAAUAUAUGGAUCACCAGAGGACAAUGCUAAUGCACUGAAGUCCCUUUCAGAAAUAGAACUAUCAGAAAGUCAAUCGCGAGAAUGCAUAGUCUCCACAAUCAUGAACAGCAUUACAGAUUUGUUGGAUGCGGAGUUGCAUAAUGUGAGAAGCCAAUUGCUAAGCGAAUUCUCUCCUGAUGACAUGUGUCCAAUGAGCACGCAGUUUUUCGAAGCACAUGUUGAGACGUCGUCAGAGUCUCAUGAGACUGCCCACCAUCAAGAGGCUAUGCUGAUUGACCUGGGCAAUGACCAUGAUCAUUUCGGGGAAGCUUCAGAAAGCACAGAAGCUUGUGCAUCUUCUGUACCUGUAUCAGAUCUUCUGAGCAUUGAUCAGCUUCUUGAAACGGUUGUCACGGACCCAGCAGCUCAGACAGGAAUAAUUCCAGUGUCAGUAGACAUGCCCUUCAAGGACAUGACUAGCCACUGCGAAGCCCUCACUAUCGGGAAACAGCAGAAAAUGUCUGCCUUCAUGAGCUUCCAGCAAAACGUGCAUGCGGCUGCUCCGCCAAGCAAUCCGCCCAACCAGAUGGAACUGGUUCUUUUCCAAGACCCGCAUUUGCCUCAGGCUGGGGUGCAGAACACGAAUCCAUUCGCGGAUGGUAACUUGCAGGGCUAUCCUCAGCACAUGAAUGGGCCAAACGGCGACAACCUGCAGCCGGGUCAUGACUUCCAGCAGCAGUUCCUGAAGCUACCAGCAUCGAGCCCAUACGACAACUUCCUCAGGGCUGCUGGCUGUUGAGGUUCAGAGCACUGUCAUUCACAUGGAUGAUGAUCUCAAGAUAGCCCCACAGGUGUGGCAACUUUCCAGUUUUGCGAAAGAAAAAGGUAUGGCCGUGUAUGUGGUCUUAGAGGCUAGCUCAACCGGAUUCAGCACCCAUUCCAUCCAUUCUUUAUGUAUAGCUGUAUAGGUUUGUUCUUCUUGUGCCGUUGUUUUUGCCAAUGCAACGUGUAGAGGGACUGGGGGGAGCAGUGCUUCUAUAACAAACUGUACAUGUAACAUGUUGCCAAAUACAUAAAGAAAAAUGAUGUGUGUAAUGUGCCUAAAAAGUCUCCUCUUCGCAAGGCGACGCGGAUCAAAUAUUCAAAUCAUUGUACGGCACAGUAAUUCUGUGAUCAG